Messenger RNA from Phycomyces blakesleeanus NRRL 1555(-), 879 nucleotides. RefSeq lists its product as hypothetical. The coding region runs from base 1 to 879 and encodes 292 amino acids. The transcript has a single exon. NCBI's taxonomy places the organism in Eukaryota, Fungi, Mucoromycota, Mucoromycetes, Mucorales, Phycomycetaceae. The record is from RefSeq and is a predicted model, not a curated record.
AUGGCAACUCUUACUGCUGUUGGUGCAUGUAGAUCUGGUUUCAGUUUGCUCUUAAGUUCACGUCUGUUCAAAACCUUUAUACGACCAAAAUUCGAGUAUGGUCUUGCAAUCACAUGUCUUUUGCAAAAAGAUGUUUUACUUCUAGAGAAAAUUCAAGAUAAAUGCUUGCGAAUGAUUGUUGGUGGCCAUGCAACUUCAUCUACUGCAGUCUUGAAACAUAUCUGCAACCUGCCCAGUAUGGCUUUUCGCGUUGACAUUCUCAAAACAAAAUUUUGUCUUCGGGCACACACUCUUCCUUCUGGUUGUCUUCUCUCUCUGCUCCAUUCUCAUCAUCUCCAAGCAUCAACACUAUCCACUCUUCACACAAACCCUCUUUUUGCCAGCAUUCCCCCUGAUCUUAAUUGCUCCAGCCGCAUAAAACUAUCCAAGCACUUUGAGUCUUUUAGACAAGAAAAGUUUGCUCACUUUCGUCUCACCAACACUAAGAUUCUCAUCCAAGCUUGCCGCCCUCUUCUUGAAGUUGAUCCUGUAUUGUUUCUUCCUGCUACAUGCAUAGAACGUGGCCGUCUAGUACGUUGGAGAAUGGGCUGGUUGCCUGGUAAGCCAAAGGAGUGUGCAUGUGGCUUUGAUCAUACUUCAAGACGCCAUCUCCAAUUCUGCAUCACAAUCCCAUCUCAGCUGUUCUCUCAACUUCCAGCACCACCCACAGAUGAAGACAACAUCAUUGACUUUGCUAUAUCAGCACUACCAAUCUCGUCUACACAUCCAAGCCCUCUAUAUUGGAAAGCUCUUCUUACAAUACUAUGGCAUAUUGACAUGCUAUGCAAUCCUAAUGGCAACUACACACAUGAAACCGAUCAUGGUUCUCUCUGGCACUAG